AUGGGCUCAACCAACGGCGACGAGGCUGCCACCCCAGCGGCAACCGCAGCCGGUGACGUCAAGCUUCGCCGGGCGCACAGAAAGUCUCGUAACGGCUGCAAGGAGUGCAAGCGCCGCCAUGUCAAGUGCGACGAGACGCGUCCGACAUGCGUCAACUGCGCGACCGCCGAGCGGCACUGCUCCUACCUCGACUCCCUCCCGGCAUCGGCCCGCUCAGCCGUCCCGGCCAAGCGAGUCCUCGUCGCCGGCGGCUACAGCCCGGCCCAGAGCCCCGGGAGCACGAGCGCGAGCGGGAGCCAGCUGCCCAUGUUCGGCAACUACACCUCCGCCUCCUCUCCUUCCAUCACCGCCGUCGUCAACGACUUCGUCACCCGCUCCGGCGAGUCCAAUGAGGUCCUGCGCCCGGCCAACGGCCAGUUCUUCACCCUCGACCACCUGCGCCUCUUCCGCCACCUCCAAGUCGGCAUGCCCACCUUCGUCGGCGAGGAGAAGUUCCUGAGGCCCAUGCUGGACAUGAGCAUGGAGGCCGCUCUCGGCGCCCCUUACCUCAUGGACAUCAUGCUCUCCCACGCAGCCAUGCACCUGGCCGACACCGAGACAGACCCGGCGCGCGCAGAGGUCUACCACCAGCACGCCGCCCAGCUCCAGACACGCGGCCUCAUGCUCUUCAACGAGGCCAAGGAGGAGGUCUCGGAGGACACCUGCAUCCCCAUGUUCCUCUUCUCCUCCACCGUCGGCACCCAGGUCCUCUGCGAGACCCUCCGCACCAACCGCAACGACUUCAACGCCUUCCUCGACCAGUUCGCCUGGUACCUCAGCCUCCACCGCGGCGUCAGCGCCGUCACCGGCCGCUCCUGGCACAUCAUCCGACAGUCCGGCGCCAAGGAGUUCAUCGACUUCCUCGAGGCCAGGCAGCCCCACGCCCAGGUUCCCGAGAUGGACGCCGUUCACCGCAUGCUCGACCAGGCCGACCUGGGCCCGGCAUCUCUCGAGGCCUGCCGAGCCGCCGCCGAGGUUCUCCGCCAUGCCUACGCCAUCUACCGCAGCAUCUCCGAGCGGAGCAGCCACCAGUCCUCCGGCGUCAUGGCCUUUGGCGUCCGCAUCACCACCGGCUUCAUCGACGUCCUCAAGCAGCGUCGCCCCGAGGCACUCGUCAUCCUAGCUUACUACGCCGUGCUCCUCCAUUGGUGCCGCGGGUAUUGGGUGUUUUGCGAUGCGGGUCAGUUCAUGAUCCGCUCCAUCUCGGCGCAUCUUGGCGAUUACUGGUCGGAAUGGCUCGCCUUUCCCAACUCUGUGCUCGAGGACUGCCAGCAGCAACAUGCAGGUUGA
Colletotrichum siamense is the source of this 1329-nucleotide messenger RNA. It is a transcript of the gene LYS14, whose product is annotated as Lysine biosynthesis regulatory protein LYS14. The record is from RefSeq and is a predicted model, not a curated record. The transcript has a single exon. NCBI's taxonomy places the organism in Eukaryota, Fungi, Ascomycota, Sordariomycetes, Glomerellales, Glomerellaceae. The coding region runs from base 1 to 1329 and encodes 442 amino acids. Gene Ontology annotation, molecular function: DNA-binding transcription activator activity, RNA polymerase II-specific; zinc ion binding. Gene Ontology annotation, biological process: regulation of transcription by RNA polymerase II.